Sorex fumeus (smoky shrew) is the source of this 2787-nucleotide messenger RNA. It is a transcript of the gene CDC25A, whose product is annotated as cell division cycle 25A. Lineage: Eukaryota; Metazoa; Chordata; Mammalia; Eulipotyphla; Soricidae. Gene Ontology annotation, cellular component: nucleus; cytoplasm. The record is from RefSeq and is a predicted model, not a curated record. The coding region runs from base 633 to 2201 and encodes 522 amino acids. The transcript is spliced from 16 exons. Gene Ontology annotation, biological process: positive regulation of G2/MI transition of meiotic cell cycle; protein dephosphorylation; G2/M transition of mitotic cell cycle. Gene Ontology annotation, molecular function: protein tyrosine phosphatase activity.
GCUCCUGGCCAGUCUCAGAAAAUCAGGCAACAGUACUGAAGAUCAAAACUGGGUGGGUCUCCUGUUUACAAAGCAUGCACUCCUGUCCUUAAGUUGCUCACUGAUUGGUGGAUUCCGUUUGGCGCCAACUAGGAAAUGAGGGCGGGGCAGCGGCGGGUGCCAGAGAGCAGCUAUUUACCGCGAAAGGCCACUUCGGCGGCGACAGCCCAGGAAGGAGGUGAAGGUCGCCCUGUUUGCUGCGACCCUGGCUAGGAAGUGGAAGAGACAGAGUGAAAAAGACGGAAACAGUGAUCCUGGGCCGUUGCCUCGCGACUCUCCCUUCUCCUCUCCUCGACUUGCCGCGUUUGUUUAGAUUUAAUCUUGAGGUUGCCGGCGCCCGCCCGCCCGCUGGCCGCGCGGGCUGAGAGGGGACGCACCCGUGCAUGUGGCCGGCGCCUGCCCGCUCCGCACCGCCACCCGUCCGCGCCGCGUACCGGCGUCAGCGGCAGCCCUGAACCGCGGGGUCGUGUUUGUGUUUGACCCGCGGGCGCCGGUGGCGGGGCGCGCGGCCGAGGCGGGUGCCGGCGGGGCGGGGCGGGGGCGGCGGAGGCGGAGGGAGAAGGAGCGAGAGCCCAGGGAGACCGGGCGCCGCCAUGGAACUGGGCCCGGAGCCCCCGCACCGCCGCCGCCUGCUCUUCGCCUGCAGCCCCCCUCCCGCGCCUCAGCCCGUCGUGAAGGCCCUGUUCGGCGCGACGGCCGCCGGGGGCCUGUCGCCUGUCACCAACCUGACGGUCACCAUGGACCGGCUGCAGGGGCUGGGCAGUGAAUAUGAACAGCCACCGGAGGUGAGAAAUAGCAGUCUUCAGAGAAUGGGGUCCUCAGAGUCUACUGAUUCAGGUUUUUGUCUGGAUUCUCCUGGACCUUUGGACAGCAAAGAAAACCUUGAAAAUCCCAUGAGGAGAAUAAAUUCCCUACCUCAGAAGUUCUUGGGGUGUAGCCCAGCAUUGAAGAGGAGUCAUUCUGAUUCUCUUGACCAUGUCUUUCAGCUGAUGGACCAGGAUGAGAACAAGGAAAAUGAAGCCUUUGAAUUUAAGAAGCCAGUAAGACCUGCAUCUCGUGGCUGCCUACACUCUCAAGGAUUUGAGGAGGGUAAAGAUCUCUUCACACAGAGACAGAACUCUGUCCCAGCUUGGAUGUUUUCCUCAAAUGAAAGAGAUAGUGAUCCAGGGAGUGUUAGUCCAUUUUUUAUGCCACAGUCACCUGUGACUGCCACUUUAUCAGAUGAAGAUGAUGGCUUCAUGGAUCUUCUUGAAGGAGAGAAUCUAAAGAAUGAUGAUGAGACCCCAUCAUGCAUGGCGAGCCUCUGGACAGCUCCUCUUGUUAUGAGAAGAACUACAAAUCUCGGCAAUCGAAGCAAGCAAUUUGACUCCCCUUCCACAUAUAGCUCCAAUACCCGAUCAAUGUUGAAGAGAUCAGAACGAUCUCAAGAGGAAUCUCCACCUGGAAAUCCAAAGCGGAGGAAGAGUGUGGCUGGGACAAGGCCUGAAGAGGCUGGUAGUCCAGAGAAACACCAGGAGAGUCCUCAUCAAUCUUUAUCUUUGGCAUAUUCUCCAAAAGGAACCAUUGAGAACAUUUUGGAUAAUGACCCAAGGGACCUUAUAGGAGACUUUUCCAAGGGUUAUCUCUUUCGUACAGUUGCUGGGAAGCAUCAAGAUUUAAAAUAUAUCGCUCCAGAAAUUGUGGCAUCUGUUUUGAAUGGCAAGUUUGCCAACCUCAUUAAAGAGUUUGUUAUCAUUGACUGCCGCUACCCAUAUGAAUAUGAGGGAGGCCACAUCAAGGGUGCAGUAAACUUGCACAUGGAAGAAGAGGUUGAAGACUUUUUGCUCAAGAAGCCCAUCACACCAACUGAUGGCAAGCGUGUCAUAGUUGUGUUCCACUGCGAGUUUUCUUCUGAACGAGGCCCUCGCAUGUGUCGGUAUGUGAGAGAGAGAGACCGCCUUGGUAACGAAUACCCCAAACUCCAUUACCCGGAGCUGUAUGUCCUAAAGGGCGGUUACAAGGAGUUCUUCCUGAAAUGCCCGUCUCACUGUGAGCCACCCAGCUACCGGCCAAUGCACCACGAAGACUUUAAAGAAGACCUCAAGAAGUUCCGCACUAAGAGCCGGACCUGGGCGGGGGAAAAGAGCAAAAGGGAGAUGUACAGUCGUCUGAAGAAGCUCUGAAGAUGGCAGUGCCCAGGAGCAGAAGCCUCCCUCCAUCAUCCUCCCCUUCUCCUCUUUGCUGCAGAGAAGUUUGACAAAGAGACCAGCUGUUUACACCUGGAAAAAAAGGCCCAGGGCUUCCACACCUUAAACCUACUUGCCACACUCCUGAAGUCGGAGCCCUGAGUAUCCGCUGGCUGCAUCUCUUCUGUCCCUGAGCCAUCCUCUCCUGCCAUCAGAACUGUGCCAAGGCUGUAGGCUGUCACCACAGCACAGAGCAAGAUGUUCUGACUCCUCAUCCCCCACAGUGGGAGGAACUUCCUCACCAGGCCGGGCCUUCAUUCAGGAGGGCAGGGAAGAAGAGUGGGAUUGGAGAGAAGUAAUAAUGGAAACACUGCUUGCCAAAUACCAAAGACAGCCUGGGAAGGAAAGAGCUUUGUAGGGUCACCUAUGUCUUUAAUUUAUUCAACUACAUCAAUCACUUUAUUUUUGUUUUUUACUUUUUUUUUUAACUCCUGGAGACUUACUUAACUCCUUUAAGUCAAAAUACUGCCAUUCUAGGUAGGGUUUUAGCAUCCCAGGGACUACCUCUGCUUUUAAUAUUUUU